UUAAAUUGUUUAAUUUAAUUCCCAGAAAAAGUCUAAAAGAAAUAUAAUAAAAAAUGGAACCAACUCCCCAGUUGGUACCAGCAGCUGUUACAACUGCACCGGCGCCACAAUCAGUUGCUGCGACUCCAGUGCCUGUUGCAGCCGCACCAAAAGAAGUGGCUGCUCCACCUACACCGCAAGCAGCAGCUGUGGUACCUGUUGCGGUUGCGGCGCCAGUUCCGAUUCCAAUUGCCGUAGCGCCGCAACCAACUGCUGCACCCGUAGGGACUGCAAGUCCGGUUGUUGCCACACCGCAAGCUGCAUCGGUUCCACAACCAGCAGCUGCAACAGCAUCACCUGCACCGGCAUCUGUUCCAGUCGCCACCCCAGCAGUUGCUCCGGUUGCCACUGUACCGCAAACAGUUACUGCCCUUCCAGCAACUCCAGCUCCAGUUGCAGCUGUUGCAGCAGCCCAAAUCGCCACCCCACAAGCAACUCCCGCAGUCAGCCCAGCAGCAGCUCCAGUUGUCACCCCCCCAGUAGUUCCAGUUGUGCCUGCUGCAACGGUUCCAGUUGUGCCCCCUGCAACGGUUCCAGUUCUCGCCGCCCCUGCAGCGCCGUCUCCCAUCCCAGCAGCUGCUCCAGUUGCUGCACCAAUAGCAGUUCCUGUUCUCGCCGCCGCACCUGCUCCAGGAGCCCCAAUCGCCACCCCACAAGCAACACCGGCUGUCACCCCAGCAGCAGCUCCAGUUAUUGCUCCUGUUGUCACCCCCGCACCAGUUCCUAUCGUCGCCCCCGCACCAGCUCCAGUUGCAGACGUUAUCCCACCACCUGUUGCAGUUGUGCAAGCUGCAGCUCAAGUUGACGUUGUGCCGCAGAUAGCUCCUCCAGUUGCAGAACCUACUCCAGCAGCAACUCCGGUUGCUGCCGCACCACUGCCUGCUGCUACUCCUCAUGUGGCAGUACCUCUACCUGUGAAUCAACCUCCUGUACCGCCACCAAAGCCAGUGGUGCCAAAUCCGAUUUCUGUUGCUAAUGUUCCUGCCACCGUGACAGUUGCCGUAGCUGAAUCAUCUCCUGUUCAAAUUGAAGAUCCUGCGACCGUCCAAAGCGCUGUGGAACCAAUUACUGCCGCUUCGACUUCUGAAAUUGUCCCAGAUCCAGUUGUUGAAGUCAUUGAACCACCAGUACUUAUCACCGAAACUCCUACACAGCCAAACGUCGUUCUCGAAGAAACUUUGGCUGCUGCCGAAGAUCUUUCCCAUGUACCAUCGGAUCCAGUACCUGCUCCCACAGCAUUUGAGGAGCCAAUAAGUGUUGCGGCGCCAGAUCCCGUCGUGAUAGCCGAAGAGACUCCGAUUCAACCACCAUUGCCUGCGGCGGCAGUGGGAUUAAGUGAAAUUCCUGAGUCCUUGGAACCUGUUGUGAAUGCCGUUGAAACUGUCCAACCUGAAACAGUUGCUGAAAUAGUUGUACCAGCACCUGAAGCAGAAGACGCCCCAAACUGUGAAUCAACUGUUGCUGCUCCUCAAACUCUACCUGACGCAAUUAAUGUAGAUCUUCCAGAGCCUGUGAUUGCUGCUGCAGAAUCCUUACAGCCUGAUGUUGCUGUUGUAGAGACAGAUCAGCCUAUUCCCGAGCCAGUAACAAUAAUCGAGUCAGUAGAACCCGCCCCAGCUGCUUCGCAACCGGAAAGUGCCCCUGAAGCUUUACCAGAAUCACAAGCUGCCACAGAUAUAGUUGUAACGGAGACGGCAAAGCAGACAGAAGCUGUACCGAUUCCUGCUGAGAGUUCGGAAGCACAACCCGCUCCAGAAGCAUUAGCUCCAGCCGUUGAAACUUUGGAAUCAACGCCUCUGCCAGUUGCCAUUGCUGCUGAGUCGUCAGAAGCAACACCUGAGCCAGUUGCCGCCGUUGUAGAAACUUUAGAACCAACGCCAGAGCCAGUUGUCGCCACUGUGGAAACAUUAGAACCAACGCCAGAGCCAGUUGUCACCUCUAAAGAAGGUUUAGAAGCAUCUCCUGAGCCAGUUGUCGCCCCUGCUGAAUCUUUAGUUCCAACACCCGAACCAGUUGUUGCAGUUGCAGAAUCCUCAGAACCAACGCAUGUACCAGUUGUUACCGCUGCUGAAGCUUCACAACCAACCGCGGAGCUAGUUGCCACCGCUGUUGCAACUGUAGAACCAACACCUCAGUCGGUUGCAGUCGCUGUUGAUUCUUCAGAACCAACUUCCGAGGUUGUAGCCCCUGCUGAGUCUUCAGAACCAACGCCUGAGCCAGUUGUUGCUGCUGCCGAAGGAGUACCAACACCGGAGCUUGUUGCCGCAGUGGCAGAACCAUUAGAGGCAACGCCUCAGGCGAUUAUAGCCAAUGUAGAAUCUUCAGAACCAACACCAGAUGUCGCCGCAGUUGAAACCUUAGAACCAUCGCCAGAGCCAGUUGUUGCAGUUGCAGAAUCCUCAGAUCCAACGCAUGUGCCAGUUGUUGCCGCUGCUGAAGUGGAGCUAGUUGCCCCCGCUGCAACUGUAGAAGCAACACCUCAGCCGGUUGUCGGCUCUACAGAAGCUUCAGAACCCUCGCCUGAGCCAGUUGCCGCUGCUGCAGAAACUUUAGAACCAACUCCUGAGUCAGUUGUUGCCGCUACUGGGGAUAUUGCGGAACCUUCUCUUGAUACGACAGUUACUGCAAUUGAAGCUGCAGGGGAAUCAGAUGUUGCCACAGUGGAAACUUCAGAAUCUCCUCCCGAACCCACCGAACAACUAGUUGUUGCAGCUCAAACCGCAACAGAACCAGUUAUUGCUGCCGUGGAGAGCCCUGAAACAGCAGCCCUUUCAGAUGUUGUCGAGGGUUCUAAGCCUGAUGAUGAACCUAUAAAAGAAUCAGAAGCGACUGAGGUUCCCUUAUCUCCAAGUCCAGACGCUUCCUCAGUUCCGGUGGCCAAGAUAACGCCAUUACUAAGGGAUCUACGAACAACCGAUGUGUCCUUGCUAGCAAUAGCAGCAACUUUAGAUGCCAUUGGCGAAAAGUUGAAAGAUCAAAAGGCACGCAAUCAACAAGUACUCGAUAGACUAUGUGAAAUUGAGAAAAUACUCGGUGCACCAAAACAAAACUAGAUUUGCCGUAUUUAGAAAAUUUCAUUGAAAUAAAAACACUUUAACUCAGA
Messenger RNA from Drosophila willistoni, 3142 nucleotides. Its product is annotated as calphotin. Lineage: Eukaryota; Metazoa; Arthropoda; Insecta; Diptera; Drosophilidae. The coding region runs from base 54 to 3092 and encodes 1012 amino acids. The transcript has a single exon. The record is from RefSeq and is a predicted model, not a curated record.